GUCACCUAAUACUGUGUCGGCGUAGGGAUAGUUAACAUUUCUGUUCAGCUGCAUUAACUGAACGGACAUUUUCUAUGAUACUGUACAAGCAAAACUUUUUCAAGUAACGUUAUGGCUCUGUCGCAGUGUCUAGAGGAUUCACCGGGCUGGAGGAGGUCAGAGGUGAUAAAACAGGAUUCAAGCCUUAAAGAAUUAUAUAAUGAAAGGCACCGACUUGCGCUGGAAACACUGAUUUCUGAAGGAAUUGACGCAUUUAUAGGCUUCCUAAAAAAAGAGAAAAUCCCGAAUUUUCUCUCCGAUGACGAGAUCAGACAGAUCUCCCGUGCCGCGGUUGUACCGAGAUGCGUUUCCUUCAUUGGGGAUGAUUUACAUUUAGACCAUUCCAGCACCUUGGACUGUUCUUCUGUCACGUACUUCCCGGAUAUUUCCGACCUGGAGCCCCCGGUUUUGGAAAUCGGCUGGCCCGCUUUCACUGCUGGAUCGUUCCGUGGAGUCACGCGUGCUGUCGCAUACUUCCAGCCAAGUUAUGGAGAAAGCAUUUACAGCUGCAAAGAAGCAGCAAGAAGGAUGAUAAAAAAUGCAAAGGAGGUGAUUGCUAUAGUAACAGAUUCACUAACAGACUUGGACAUUUUCCGUGACCUGCAUGAAGCAUGCACCAAAGGUCAUGUCCCUGUGUACAUCCUACUAGACCAGACAUCUGUCCCAGCUUUUCUGCAAAUGUGUAACAACCUUAAUAUGCGACUUGACGACCUCCAGCACAUGAGAGUCCGGACCCUAACAGGUUCAACCUACUACAUGCGAUCUGGCGCUCGAAUUAAUGGGAAGGUUCAUGAACGAUUUAUGUUGAUUGAUGGAAACAGAGUGGCCACUGGCUCCUACAGGUUCAACUGGACUGAUGGUAAGCUCAAUAGUAGCAAUCUAAUUGAGCUAUCUGGCCAAAUAACAGAGAAGUUUGAUGAAGAAUUCCGCAUCCUCUAUGCUCAGUCUCUUCCACUCAACACAAAAGUUGUCACUAGUGUUCAAAACGGUGGCAUCUACGACUACCUGCAGCUCAAGCCAAAAACUUCCUCUUCCACAGCUGCGGUUUGUAAACCAUUGUGGCUGACCAGUACGCCCAACAAAGCACACAAAGAAAGGGAAAUUGAGGGCAAUCCAAUAUCUGGCACCUUAACUCCUAAUGGCAAGCAGACGAGGUCAGAUUUUAAACAUGAACUGAAUGCUGCUGAAGAAAACCUUCCAAAUGGUGAAAAUGCUGAUGUGUCUCCUAGCACUUUAAACAUGGACGCUAUGACGCAUCCAGCUAUCCUGUUUUGCCACACCUCCACACAAACCAGCUGCCUAAAUUUAGAUGAAAUGAUGCAGAUAAAAGCAAUCACACCCUCUCAGGAUUCUUGCACCACAGCACUAAGCUCUUCCAGAACAAACAGCCCCAGCCAUUCAUCUUCCUCUACGACCAGCACACCCAAGGCUGGUUCUACUCAAGAAGAGGGUCAACACUGCUCAUUCAUCCACCACAGUGCUGUCCUUACAGACAGCAACUUGAGGGAUAGUGUGUCUAAACUGAUAAAAGAACGCCAUUAUCAUUUCUCCAUCAUUCGCUCGAAGCUGGAAAACAUGAGAAUAUUGAUGUCCCACAGGAGGGAACUGGCGGAUAUUGCAGGUUUGCAUGUGGGGUACAGGAGUCAAGCUGAAGGCAGAAUGCCCCACGGUGUGAAGGACAGUAUGUUGGUUGGGACCUGGCCAAGGUCAAUGUGUCUGCCGUGAAGCAAUUUUGAUACUGGAAUGUUUAGCUUUACAUUUGUAAUCUUUCAGCAAAAAAACUUUGUGGAGGGUUUUAGCAAACAGUGCUUGUUAGUUAGGUUAUUGCGGUUGGACAAUGCCUGGGAAAUAUUGCAAAAAUAGGAUUCAGAUUUUAAUUUCACAAUUGAUUAUUACUGUAUUUAGAUUUUUCCAGUCUAACAUGAUGGAAUUGGAUUAUUGCACAAAUUAUUGAGGAUAUAUAUCACAAUACAAAAACCUCACUUUA
Messenger RNA from Clarias gariepinus (North African catfish), 2026 nucleotides. It is a transcript of the gene sack1d, whose product is annotated as family with sequence similarity 83 member D. Bases 112 to 1764 code for a protein of 550 amino acids. Gene Ontology annotation, cellular component: cytosol; mitotic spindle pole. Lineage: Eukaryota; Metazoa; Chordata; Actinopteri; Siluriformes; Clariidae. The record is from RefSeq and is a predicted model, not a curated record. The transcript is spliced from 4 exons. Gene Ontology annotation, biological process: protein localization to mitotic spindle; positive regulation of cell cycle G1/S phase transition; regulation of TOR signaling.